GCGGAGGCGGCGGCGGAGGCGGCCAUGGAGAAGCUGUCGGCGGCGCUGGCGCAGGUGCGCUGGGGGCCGGGGCCGCUGCCCCUCGACGUGAUCGUCAGCAGGUGCCGCCUGCCCGCGCUCGCCUGCCUCGGGCCCGGAGAGUACGUGGAGGGGGUGAGUGACCAGGACGUCCUGCUCAUCCACUCCUGCCGCCAGUGGACCACGGUGACGGCGCACAGCCUGGAGGAGGGACACUACGUCAUCGGGCCCAAGAUCGACAUCCCGCUCCAGUACCCAGGGAAGUUCAAGCUGCUGGACCAGGACCGGGACGUGCGGGAGCCCGUGCAGUAUUUCAACAGCGUGGAGGAGGUGGCCAGCACCUUCCCGGACCGCGUCUUCGUCAUGGAGGCCAUCACCUUCAGCGUCAAGGUGGUGUCGGGGGAGUUCAGCGAGGACAGCGAGGUGUACAACUUCACGCUGCACGCGGGGGACGAGCUGACGCUGAUGGGCCAGGCCGAGAUCCUGUGCGCCAAGGCGGGCAAGGAGAAGUGGCGCUUCAACAGCCUGCUGCGCAAGCUGGGCCGGGCGGCGCCGGCCGCGGGCCGGGCGGCCAAGGGCAAGAUGCCGUGCCUGAUCUGCGUGAACCACCGCACCAACGAGAGCCUCAGCCUGCCCUUCCAGUGCAAGGGGCGGUUCAGCACGCGCAGCCCGCUGGAGCUGCAGAUGCAGGAGGGCGAGCACACCAUCCGCAGCAUCAUCGAGAAGGUGCGGCUGCCCGUCAACGUGGCCGUGCCCAGCCGCCCGCCCCGCAACCCCUACGACCUGCACGCCGUGCGCGAGGGCCACUGCUACAAGCUGGUCAGCAUCAUCUCCAAGACCGUGGUGCUGUGCUGCAUCCUGCGCCGCGAGGCCGUGGCCCCCUUCCACUUCUUGCUGCUGGCCGACAUGCCCCGGUUCCUGCUGCCCGAGGCCGGCGGGGGCGACCCCCAGCUGGACAAGCUGCUGCGGGACAGCGCCGCGCUGUGCCAGGAGCGCUUCGACCCCGACGAGUACUCCAAGGCCGUGCGCGAGGCCCGGCCCGACUUCUCCGAGGAGUGCGCCAGCCCGCGGCGCCUCCGCCUCUGCCUGCAGGGCUACGGCCAGCCGGACCUCGGGCCGCCCCUGCAGCGCCUCUCGCUCUGCCUCUACGGCGGCGCCUUGCUCCACAGCCCCGACAACCCCGAGGCCCCAGGGCCGCCCCACUCGCUUCUCCUGUCCCGCCGCGAGCCCUCCGGCUUGGCCGAGCCGCCCGACGCGGAGCGGGAGUACGUGACGCCCGACUGGGCCGAGCCCGACUUCCGGACGCCGGAGCCGCUGGAGAUCCCCUACGAGGAGCUCUGGGCCAACCAGGCGCCCGAGAGCUACGCGGAGCCCAGCGCCAACCUGCCGGGGCUGGGCUGCGCCGGGCCGGGCCCACGGGACCUCAUCUCCUUCGGGGCCAGGUCCCCACUGGCCUCGCCUCGCCGCCCCCGCGUGCCGGGGGACGCGCCGCCCCCCGUGCCGCCCAAGUCGGAAGCGGUGAAGGAGGAGUGCCGCCUGCUCAACGCGCCGCCCGUGCCGCCCCGGGGUGGCCGCCUGCACGCUGCCCCCAGCCCGCCCGUGCCCCUGCGCUUCCCCAAGCUCCCGCCUGCCCAGUCGCCCACCCCCAGCCUCUCCUACUACUCCUCCGGGCUGCACGACGUGUCGGGCCCACGGAGCGGGAGCUGCUCGCCCUCGCCGGACUCCUACUCCCUGUACUGCUACCCCUGCACCUGGGGCGACUGCAAGGCCGGGGACUCGUCGGGCCGGCCGCUGCCGGGGGCCCUGCCGCCACCAGCCCCCACCUCGUGGUCGGACCCCUGGGCCUACGCGGACGCGGGCCCCAGCGUGGCCAGCGGGCGCUCCACGCCGCUGCUGGGGGGCGAGGCCGGGCUCAAGACCUACCACAGCUGCCCCCGCCUGAAGCCGCCCCACGGGCAGAAACGCUUCGCCCCCUUCGGAGCCCUGAACCCCUUCUCCAACCCGGCCUAUUCGCCCAGCCCCUCCGCCUCCUCCGCCGACUGGCUGGACACCCUGGAGUGGCAGAAGCCGCCCGCGGCCGCCUCGCCGGACACUUUCGCCUCCUUCGAGGCCGGUCCCGGCAGCUCCCCGGAGCCGGAGCCCCGCUACGGAGCCGGGGGGCCCGGCCCAGCGCCCCCGCCGCGGCCGCCCAAGGGCUUCGAGGCAGAGAACAUCGUGAUCCGCAGCACGGCCCCGCUGUCGCCCACCAUCGUGCGGGGCGCCGAGGGCGGCGUCACCCGCGUCUACCUCACGCAGGGCGUCAUCGAGGUGCCGCCCGCCUCGGCGCCCCGCUGCGGCGCGGGCGAGGGGGCGGCCCACGUGCCGGGGCUGCCGCGGCGGGACGGGGCGGCGUGGCGCCCGCCGGCCGACCUGUCUGCGCUGUCGGUGGAGGAGGUGUCGCGGUGCCUGCGGUUCAUCGGGCUGUCCGAGGACGUGGUGAGCUUCUUCUCGCGGGAGCGCAUCGACGGCAGCAUCUUCGUGCAGCUCACCGAGGAGAUCCUGGCCGACGACUUCAAGCUCACCAAGCUCCAGGUCAAGAAGAUCAUGCAGUUCAUCAAGGGCUGGCGGCCCAAGAUCUAGCCGGACGCCGGGGUCCCCUGCCAGUCAGUCGGGGCCCGUAGGGAUGGACCGGACCUGUGAGCCUCUGGGCUGCGCCGUGGGCAAAGGGGCAGGGGGGGUAUUAGACCCCCUCCACCCACAGCGGUGGCCCCACGCCUGGUGCUCCCUGCCCGAGCGGGACGCCGUGUGCACGGGGCUCAGCCCAUGCGGGGGGCAGGACGCUCCUGCCUCGGCUGCAGGGUGCCAGCUGCUCCCUGCCUGCCCCCAAUUUGGGGAAGGGGAUUCUGGUUUAACGCCUUGUUGCCCGAGUUAAGGCGGGGGGAACUCCUCCCCGAUCCUGCUGGGGUGGUGCUUCCUUCACAUUGCUCCCUCCUCCUUCCUGGUUAGCAUCUCCCUCUCCUCUCCCAGGGACCCCCCUAGAUCUGCCCCUGAACCUGGGCCUGGCAGGGGGCUGGGUGCUGCACAUGUGCCCCUGGGGCAAGAAACGCUGCUCUCGUGGUGCAUGAAGCUGGUGGAGAGCUCCUGGGUCCCAGGACCCGUCUCCACAGCUGCCCCCUGGACUUGCACAGCCGCCGUGCUGCACACCCACGUCCCCCCCAGCCCUGAGCGUGGCUGCCAGAGCCUAGCCCAGCAGGGACUAGGCCCAAGGGGGGUGGAGAUGGAGGGUUGCAAGCCCUGGUCUGGGGCCGGGCUGGGGGCAGGCGUUUUAGUGGUUCACAACAGGGAAUAUAGCUGGUGAGUGCCUGGUGCUCUGCGCCAGCCCUGCAGCGAUGCUGGCCAUGGCCCCUCCCUGGGCACCCCCGAGGGCACACAGAGGUAGGCAAAUGCAUGGGAAGCCUCGGGAGCCUGCUGUGGCAUGUGCCCCUUGCCUAGGAGAUGGCUGGCAGAGCCCACCUCCCACCUGCACAGCCUGCGAUACAGGAGAGGGCGUCUCCUUCUCAGCCUGGCAGAGAGGGGCAUGUGUGGGCACCCGCCUGCCGUAGGGCACAGCCCCCUGCACCCACCCAGCUCCCUCUGGUAAUCAGGACUAAAAUGACCCCCAACUAAUCCUGGCCCCGCUGGGCCUGAUGAUAACGCUGCGGCCCCUGCUCCCUUCCCUCCCCCUCGUCUAACCUGGGAGGGCGAGACCAGCCGGGGCCUGGUGGUGCUGGGCAAGCCUGGGGCGCGUUUCUACUGCUUUCACUUAAUCCGCGUGGAUUGGAGAAAUAAACGACCGAGAAAGAGA
Alligator mississippiensis (American alligator) is the source of this 3841-nucleotide messenger RNA. It is a transcript of the gene GAREM2, whose product is annotated as GRB2 associated regulator of MAPK1 subtype 2. The transcript is spliced from 6 exons. The record is from RefSeq and is a predicted model, not a curated record. Lineage: Eukaryota; Metazoa; Chordata; Crocodylia; Alligatoridae. Bases 25 to 2637 code for a protein of 870 amino acids.